Molecule: messenger RNA, 2305 nt
Organism: Dalotia coriaria
Lineage: Eukaryota; Metazoa; Arthropoda; Insecta; Coleoptera; Staphylinidae
Exons: 5
Coding region: 325-1848 (507 amino acids)
Biological process (GO): hemocyte migration
Cellular component (GO): membrane
Molecular function (GO): growth factor activity
Source: RefSeq, a predicted model, not a curated record
AGCUUGCGAUGGUGUGCGGUUCGCGGCGUUCCGCGCCCGAUCAAGCAUAUUCCCAUAGCGGCGGGCCGUCCGACCGAUUCAGUUGUUCCUCGUCGAGAGCCGUGCGCGGCAGAGAAGCCUCCUCCGCAGCGAGAGUGCCAGCAGUGUCGCGAACGCGCUCACGCCGAUCGGGCCGCCACACGAAAUAUAAAUUUUCGCUGAAUAUAAACUUUUGCCGCAUCCUUUCACGUCUCGCGCACAACUGUGUGUACGAUGUGGCGCGCCGCGACAAACUUUUGCUAAACUUUUCGUCGUUCUUUUACCCAUUGGCGACCAACGACAACAAUGCGGUACUUGUGGUGCGUGUCGUUGCUGCUGGUGUGCGGUGUCCUGCAUGCGGAAGCCGUCACCGUGGACAAUCCGAGCGGCGCGACAGGUAGCAAGGCCGGCCGACACCGGCAUCUUCAGCACUUUGCGCGCCCGUUCCGCGGCGACGAUUUAUCGCCGACGGACGGUUACGAGCACAGGAGCGGCAAUAAAUUGAGACAUCACGCGAGUACUUCAGCAAACAAUCAAUUUAAGCCGCACGCCGAUGCCGCAACACGUCCCAACUUUAAAAUAAACUCCAGUUUUUCCAAAGCGGACAAAUUUCCAAAACUCAAACAACUCGGUAAGCGAUUGGAAACAUUGCGGUCUCCAACAACAUCGACAACCACCACCGACCGUAAUCCGUACUUCUUCGCGGCAAGAACAAAAGAUCGUCCGCGAUGGAAAUACGUGCAUGAUUAUGACGAGGAGUACGAUGCCGAAGAAGACGACGCCGACACCGAUGACGCCUAUGUCGACGAAGUUGCGCGAACAACGGAAGUUGCCACCAAGAGUAGCAGAAUUAUUACCAAAGCCAGUCAUUCGGCCUCCUACGAGGAUGAAACUGUCGACGAGAAUACCAACGACGAUUACUACGACGACGAGAUUUUCGCCGAAGAUACCCUUCGACCACAGCACGACGUACAGGCUGAAGAGGGCCAGCAUGAGCAGUCGCCGAUGACGCAGUACAAAUGGAAGAAUUACGGGACGCGGCAGGCGUUGGAGGAAUCACAGCGCAGCUCAGACUACGGCAACAACGAUCGAAGUAUGCGAAAAAUAAAAUAUUUAAAUCAUAAAGAAAACGUGCGCGCCGCCAACGAACACUUUCUGCACAUGAAGUCGGCCGCAAAAUGCCGCCUGCCACGACCGCGUGUGAUCAACGUGCAGGAAAUCCAUCAGUUGCCCGGAAAAGCAUUCCGCCCGCACUGCACCGUCCUGCAUCGCUGCGGGGACGACACUGGAUGCUGCCAGGGGCCGGGCAAAAAGUGCCGCGCCAAGAGUCAAGAAGUUAUUUAUUUACCCUUCUACGUAUAUAGCACGACAUUCAGCCAGUCACAGGCAGUCGAACGUCUGGCUUUUCACAAUCACACAGAAUGCGCGUGUCUGGACGAGGAAGAAAUGAAAUUGGCGCAGAGAUUAAUAAGACCACGUGCUCAAUUGAGCCGCAAUAGUUUACAACAGGACAAACCAAGCUGCACAUGUCCCGAAGAGUUCAUCUCGUCGAUGAAUCAUCGUUUCGGCCGCUGCGCCUGCGAUUGUCCGUCCGGCAGCGAUUCACUCUCCGGAUGCGCCAAUAUGAAACGCGGCAAGGAGCACCUCUCGCUUCGGGACCGCAAGUGCAUCCUCGAGGAGAGAUGCGCGCCGCCCACCUGCGAGUACGGCACCUACGCCAAGCAAAAAGGCAGGUGUCCACGACGCCAAGAGGUCCCCGCCGGCACCUACAACAACGCGCUGGGCUCGCGAAGUGAUAGUGAUAAUGACGAUGACUCGAUCGAGGAUUAGUGUGUCUUUGUGUGCAUGCAUGUAACCUGCUGGAAACGAAAGCAAUACAGAAAAAAUGAUACAGACUGCGGCGUGCGCGACGCGAAAACAAACAAAAAUUAGCAAACAUGUAAUGAAACUUAAAUUGAAACGUAUAAAACUAGUCAAGUGUCAACUCAAAGCUCGUUCGGUGCGCGGGAGCGCGAACGCUGCGACAUACUUUGUGUAGUAUUAUGUAAUUUGUAUGCGUAUAAUAUGCAAUAGGAUAAGAGAAUAAGCAAUGAGAGUAUGAUGUGGGUUUCGCUUAAGUGAAAUGACGUGAAAGCAAGCGCUACGUGUGUAGAUUAUAGCUGUACCUCGAUUUGUACCGCAUGAAAUUGUAGGUGUCUCAUCAGAUCACAAUUUUUAUGUAUUAGAACUUCUUUUUUUUUUACUUACGAAGAGAACAUUCAUAAAAUAUAUAAAUCCACGUAAUAAA